Emys orbicularis (European pond turtle) is the source of this 3336-nucleotide messenger RNA. It is a transcript of the gene USP53, whose product is annotated as ubiquitin specific peptidase 53. Lineage: Eukaryota; Metazoa; Chordata; Testudines; Emydidae. Bases 1 to 3336 code for a protein of 1111 amino acids. Gene Ontology annotation, molecular function: cysteine-type deubiquitinase activity. The transcript has 15 exons. Gene Ontology annotation, biological process: protein deubiquitination; sensory perception of sound; response to auditory stimulus. Gene Ontology annotation, cellular component: cell-cell junction. The record is from RefSeq and is a predicted model, not a curated record.
AUGGCGUGGGCGAAGUUCUUGCGGAAGCCUGCGGGUAACCUUGGAAAAGUGUAUCAGCCUGGAAGUAUGUUGUCCUUGGCCCCUACCAAAGGCUUGUUAAAUGAGCCAGGACAAAACAGUUGCUUUCUAAACAGUGCUGUACAGGUUUUAUGGCAGCUUGACAUAUUCCGACGGAGCUUAAGAGGUCUAACUGGACAUAUCUGUCAGGGAGAUGCCUGCAUAUUUUGUGCUUUAAAGACAAUAUUUGCACAGUUUCAACACAGUCGAGAAAAGGCACUCCCAUCAGAUAAUAUGAGGCAUGCCUUGGCUGAAAGCUUUAAAGAUGAACAUCGUUUUCAGCUUGGCUUAAUGGAUGAUGCAGCAGAAUGCUUUGAAAAUAUACUUGAGAGAAUUCAUUUCCACAUUGUGCCAAGCUGUGAAACAGACAUGUGCACUUCUAAAUCCUGCAUCACUCAUCAGAAGUUUGCUAUGACACUAUAUGAACAGUGUGUAUGCCGUAGUUGUGGGGCGUCAUCAGAUCCCUUGCCUUUUACAGAAUUUGUGCGCUACAUUUCUACAACAGCCCUGUGCAAUGAAGUUGACAGAAUGAUGGAAAGGCAUGAGCGUCUCAAGCCAGAAAUGUUUGCAGAAUUGCUACAGGCAGCAAAUACUACUGAUGACUUCAGGAAGUGCCCUAGUAACUGUGGUCAAAAAAUAAAAAUCCGUCGUGUUCUCAUGAACUGCCCUGAGAUUGUGACAAUCGGUUUAGUCUGGGAUUCGGAACAUUCUGACCUGACCGAAGAUGUCAUGCGGAAUCUGGCAACACAACUUUAUCUUCCUGGGCUGUUCUAUAGGGUUACAGAUGAACAGGCCAAGAACAGUGAACUUUUUCUUGUGGGGAUGAUUUGCUACACGAGUCGACAUUACUGUGCCUUUGCCUUUCAUACCAAGAGUUGCAAGUGGGUGCUGUUUGAUGAUGCUAAUGUGAAAGAGGUUGGAACAAAAUGGAAAGAUGUGGUCUCCAAGUGCAUUCGAUGUCACUUUCAGCCAUUGCUGCUAUUUUAUGCUAACCCAGAUGGUACACCUGUAUCGACAGAAGAUGCCCCAAAGCAUAUAAUUCACUGGUCUCAUUACAAAGCAGCUGCAGGAGAUGACUUGGGAUUUGAGAAGUCAUCCGUUCCAAAGUCAGAUCUCACAAAAGAGAAUGGAUUUGGAGAAUGUGCUAGUCAGAAGAGCAUUAAAAAAUUUGAGACAGACAAUUCAGCCUUCAGUAGAAGCCAUAUUCAAGCAAGUGGUGGUAGAGUGCCAGUUAAGUUAGGGCACAGUGAUCAGAAGGACAAAUUAAAGGACAUCUCCAAAGAGUGUGCCCAGAAGGCAGUUGAUAUGAGAAACUUUUCAUCCUACCUAAGAAAAGAUGCAGAUAGAGGAUCAAGAAGAGACUCUGGGAGACAAAGAGAUCUAAUAGGGGAAGACCGCUCUCAUUUUAAGUCAGGAUCACCUCCUGCUAGAAAUGGAUUUAGACACUACACUGAUCAGCGCCUAUAUGGUAGCCAGGGAAGAGGACCUUACAAACAUGAAAGAGUACCAAACCAAACCAGGCCUGCUGCACAGGUCUUAGGGUCAAAUAAAAGAGAAGUUUUUCCUGCUGGGGAAAAAAUGAUGAGCAGGGUUAGGGCUGACAGUGCCACUGGCUAUGAUACAGACAGCAGCCAAGACUCUAGGGACAAAGGAAGUAUCAGCAGAAGCAGAAACAGAGGUUGGAAGCCUAUGCGAGAGACACUAAAUGUGGACAGCAUUUUCAAUGAGACUGAGAAGAAGCAGCAUAGCCCACAACAUAAGGCAAAUCCAAGCAGUAAACCUAAACAUGAAAAGGAGCAGAGCUUUAACAAUUGGCCAAAAGAGAACCAAACCCAGAAAGGGUUAAUGACUAUUUAUGAAGAUGAAACAAAACAGGAGACAGGAAGUCGGAGUUCCUUGGAUUCAGAAGGAAAAGGAAAUACUGAGAAAAUUAAAGGAUUUACAGAGAGAAAAGUCCAUGCUGACAGUUGGCAGAUGCAAAGGACUGAGUCUGGGUACGAAAGUAGUGAUCAUAUCAGCAAUGAAUCUGCCAAUCUGGAUUCGCCUAUUGUUGAAGGAACUAGCCCACUGGACAUCAAGGGUAUUAAAGAAACUGUUUCCUGCAGUGACCAGAAUCUGUCGAUCAAAUAUGCUGAAAGUGUGUUGCAGUCUACCUCCCAGCAGAACAGAAACUAUUUUGAUGACUUGAGGAAAGACCAAAUGAAUAUGGAAGCUAAUUACAGACCACACACUAACUUUCCUUCAGAAUCUCAAUUGCAGAUGCACAGUCCUCCACUGAAGAGAGCAGAGAUGCCACACAAGAAAAUAUUCCCUUCAUCGACUCUACAGCCAAAUUUUAAGGACCAUGUUAAGAGAGAAACAAAGAUCGGCAAGUUAAAUGAACAGAGCUCUUCAGAGUGGCUUAAUCCAGAUAAAUUUGAGAAGAUCAGUAUGCCAGUGUACAGUGCUGAAAGUUCAGCCCACCCUUAUAACACUGAACUCUCAGUUGUGUGUGGAAAGAGAGUGAACAACAAUGAAUUUCUCUCAUCAUCUCCGCUGCAGUCUCCUCAUACAAGAACUCUUGGAUCAAAGUCAGGGCUUGAAUCUUUAGUUCAGCAGAAUCUGUUAGAACAGUCCCAUACGGAGCUGUCCUCAUCUGGUGAACGUGCUGUUCAGUCAUUCGGUAGGACUAAUAAUCUUCAGAUUCCAGAAGUAAUUUACCAAAAUCUUCCACCUCCUUUACCUCCAAAGAAAUAUACUCUGAAUGUUUCGCUAGGAUCAAAAAAUGAAUCUACAGCUGAUGUAACAUUGCCAGAAGUGUUACAGAGUAAUCCUUCAGGUUUUGAAAGGCAAACAGCUAUCGCUUCAAAAUCUGCAUCAGAAGGUGCAUUUACAAAUGAAGAAAGAUUUAAAGAAACAUUUCAAGGGAAUGAUCACACCAUUCACAAACUGGAUUUCGCACCUAAGUCAUCAGUUAAUGACUGUCAGACUGUAUCUGGCAGUAUAUGUAAUACAGGAUCUCAGCACACAGGACCAAGUGUUAGCUCUCCUGAUGCAAAUGAUAGUGUAUCUCUAACAACCUAUUUUUCAGUAGAUAGCUGCAUGACAGAUACAUACAGGAUGAAAUACCAUCAGAGACCCAAGCUGUAUUUUGCAGACAGUGGCUUUCACAAAGAUGAGCAUCUACCACCAACUGGAAUAGACCUGGGCAUUGUAUACCCUGGUACUCUUGAUUCUAGUCAUCCAACAUCUGAACAGAGAUACAAACCUAGCAUAGAAGGAAUACAUUGCAACAGGUAG